Messenger RNA from Sinocyclocheilus anshuiensis, 722 nucleotides. RefSeq names its product unique cartilage matrix-associated protein-like. Lineage: Eukaryota; Metazoa; Chordata; Actinopteri; Cypriniformes; Cyprinidae. The transcript is spliced from 5 exons. Gene Ontology annotation, cellular component: extracellular matrix. Gene Ontology annotation, biological process: regulation of osteoblast differentiation; embryonic skeletal system development. Bases 235 to 615 code for a protein of 126 amino acids. The record is from RefSeq and is a predicted model, not a curated record.
GUCAUGCACACCGAAGGUCUGAUCAGUGGGUGUGUGCUGGGGUCCGUGUCUCCCUCUCUCGCCCCUCCUGCGUUCCCCUGGGCCAGUGAAAUUCCAGCUCCCCCUCCUUUCCUUUCCGUUCCCUCUUCUCUUUCUCUCUCUCACACACACACACACACACACACACACUCUCAGGUCUCAAGACUCUCUGCUGUGGUUCUGAUACCUGCAUAAGACACGCUCAUCUUCUGAAGGAUGGCCAGGACUCAUACUGUCCUGCUCACACUGCUGCCCACCGUCCUCAUUCUAAUUGUUCUGGCCGGGGUUGAAAGUGCAGCCGUUAAAGAUGGAAAAGACAGUGAAGCUCAAACAGGAGCAUCUAAAGUUUUCAUGCCAGCAUCUGAUGCCUCAAACUUCUUCAAACGCCGCAGUCGCAGAUCCCCAAGAACUUAUGAAGAGUACUAUGCAGAGCAGAGGGUGAAGAUGGCUACAAACGAGCGAAGGAGAGAGCACUUAGAGGAACAAAACAACAAAUACGAGAACUAUUUAGAGGAGGAGCGCGAUGAACAGUACGAGAGAACCAGAGAGAAGAAUGAGCAGUGGAGAGAAUUCCACUAUGAUGGGCAAUACCCAUGAUACCCUCACCACCGCCACUAUGUCUGAGCACAUAUGAGCACAUGCAGUGCCUCGGAAAGUGGAUAACCAUCGUUUGAGGGAUACCUUCAUGACAUAAUAUAAUUAUU